CAGAAACAAGAAUGAAUGGGCAAGGGGUGACCCUAGCUAUUAGCUAACGUCCUUUUCCUUUUCCAUUCAAAAUUAUGCAUACAGACUGCCUGAUAUGUAAUAAUUUAUGGGAUUACGGAUUACCCCACUCUCAUACAUCAUUAUUCAUCCCUCAAUCUCAAAAAUGAGAAAACAGGUUCAUUGCAUUCAAAAUCCUCUAGUAGUAUAUAUAACUACUGCAUAGCACCAACGUUUUCAUUCAGUGCAUGAAUAUAACGAUUCUUCAAGCAACAGAAGAAGAGCUCACAACCCAAGCAAAAUGCUCUCUGCAAAUGCCUCCACAACGCAAGCCCUAGCCUUCUCUCGCCGCAUUGCUCCUUCCGGCAGCCGUCUCUCUCCGCCGAGGCUCACCGGAGUUUCACUCUCAGUCACUCCUGCUGCCACAUUGAGGUGCUCUGCACUUCCAAGCUUAGCUCACGUUGAGGAAGGAAGGAAAUUUGUAGAGGCUUCAAAACAUGGAAACUUGAUUCCUCUGCAUAAAUGCAUAUUCUCUGACCAGCUUACUCCUGUUCUUGCUUAUCGGUAUUUGGUUAAGGAAGAUGACCGGGAGGCUCCUAGCUUUCUCUUUGAAUCUGCAGAGCCAAAUUUUCAGUCCUCGAAUGUGGGUCGCUAUAGUGUUGUAGGAGCACAACCAACAGUUGAAGUUGUGGCAAAAGAAAAUAAAGUAACAAUAAUGGACCAUGAAUCUGGGCAUUUAACUGAGGAAACUGUAGAUGAUCCUAUGACGAUUCCCAGAAGAAUCUCAGAGGGUUGGAAACCUUAUCUCACUGAUGAACUUCCAGAUGCAUUCUGUGGUGGUUGGGCUGGUUAUUUCUCAUAUGACACAGUUCGCUUUGUGGAAAAGAAAAGGCUACCUUUUUCAAAUGCUCCAAUGGAUGACAGGAGCCUUCCAGACAUACAUCUGGGCCUCUAUGAUACUGUGGUUGUGUUUGAUCAUGUGGAGAAGAAAGCAUAUGUGAUUGUUUGGUUGAGGAUUGAUCGAUAUUCCUCACCUGAGAGUGCUUACCUGGAUGGAAUGGAACGAUUAGAAAAAUUAGUGGCCAAAUUACAAGAUAGCAAACCCCCAAGGCUAUCUCCAGGCUCUGUGGAUUUGCAAACUCACAAUUUCGGUCCUCCUUUAAAGAAGUCAAACUUGACAUGUGAAGCAUACAAGGAGGCAGUCCUUCAGGCAAAAGAACAUAUUAAAGCAGGGGACAUUUUCCAGAUUGUCUUAAGUCAGAGAUUCGAACGAAGAACCUUUGCCGAUCCAUUUGAAAUUUAUAGAGCAUUGAGAGUAGUGAAUCCAAGUCCUUAUAUGACUUAUUUGCAGGCUAGGGGAUGUAUUCUUGUUGCUUCAAGUCCCGAGAUUCUUACGCGUAUAAAGAAGAAUAAGAUUGUGAAUCGUCCAUUGGCUGGGACAGCUAGAAGGGGCAAGACACCGGAAGAAGAUGAAAUGAUAGAAAUGAAACUCCUACAAGAUGAAAAGCAAUGCGCUGAGCAUGUAAUGCUGGUUGAUUUGGGACGCAAUGAUGUUGGAAAGGUCUCAAAAAGUGGUUCUGUCAAAGUCGAAAAGCUUAUGAACAUCGAGCGAUAUUCUCAUGUCAUGCACAUAAGCUCAACGGUUACAGGAGAGUUGCAAGACCAUUUGACUAGCUGGGAUGCCCUCCGUGCUGCGUUGCCUGUUGGAACUGUCAGUGGAGCACCAAAGGUGAGGGCUAUGGAAUUGAUUGAUGAGUUAGAGGUGGCAAGACGGGGGCCUUAUAGCGGAGGAUUUGGAUACAUCUCUUUCUCCGGCGAAAUGGACAUUGCUCUAGCUCUCAGGACCAUAGUAUUUCCAACAGGAACUAGGUACGACACAAUGUACUCGUACAAAGAUGUGAACCCACGGCGAGAGUGGAUCGCUUACCUUCAAGCUGGUGCUGGUAUAGUUGCUGACAGUGAUCCUGAUGAUGAACACCAAGAAUGUCAAAACAAAGCUGCUGGUCUUGCUCGCUCCAUUGACCUGGCUGAGUUGGCAUUUGUUGAUAAAUGAGAUCUUUGAUACCACUUUAAUCACAAGUUACUUGGGUUCAGGGGAUUUAUCUAGAUGUUAUAUGAGAAUUUAGUCAUACACAGGAAGAUCUUCACUGUAUAAUAGCUGUUUUGUCUGUCUAUACAAGUCAGAUGUAGCUUCAAGUUUAUCUUUUCAGAUAGGUAUGUUUCUUUUAAUUCCAUUGGUGGAAUGAAUUUAGUUUCUUGUUCAAA
Messenger RNA from Lotus japonicus, 2262 nucleotides. Its product is annotated as anthranilate synthase alpha subunit 1, chloroplastic-like. The coding region runs from base 299 to 2050 and encodes 583 amino acids. The record is from RefSeq and is a predicted model, not a curated record. Gene Ontology annotation, molecular function: anthranilate synthase activity. Gene Ontology annotation, biological process: L-tryptophan biosynthetic process. The transcript is spliced from 11 exons. NCBI's taxonomy places the organism in Eukaryota, Viridiplantae, Streptophyta, Magnoliopsida, Fabales, Fabaceae.